CUGUCACCGCGGACCGGAAGUUACCACCACCUCUCACCCCUGGAAAAAGUUUCCUGUGAGCCCGCGGGCGAGCGCGACUACGACUCCCAGUAUGCUCCGCGGCCGCCGCAGUUAACCCAUCAGGGCCCGGAGCUAAGUCCUGUCCCCCACACCCCUGUUCCUCGGACCUGGCAAGCGCUUCCAGCAAGAUCUGUGACUCAAAGCAGAACUAAGGUUUUCACUGUGCUCCUGAUGAGGGUGUGGAGUGUGAACGCCUAUGAACCCCGAAGGAGAUGCUCGUUGUCUCCAGAGUGCCCUCCUUUCCUCUGUAGAUGGGUGCCCCCAUCGGCACACUGUCCUUUGGCCACCUGACAUCAUGCCUCCCAAGAAGGAUGUUCCUGUGAAGAAACCAGCAGGGCCUUCCAUCUCUAAGCCUGCUGCCAAGUCUACAACAGGGACCCCUCCAGCCAAGACCAAGGCUGAGCCAGCCGUCCCCCAGAUCCCCUCGAAAACCCAGGAGCCUCCCACUGAUCUCUCCAAAGUGGUGAUCGAGUUUAACAAGGACCAGCUGGAGGAGUUCAGAGAGGCCUUUGAGCUGUUUGACAAAGUGGGUGACGGCAAGAUCCUGUACAGCCAGUGUGGGGACCUGAUGAGAGCCCUGGGCCAGAACCCCACCAACGCUGAGGUGCUCAAGGUCCUGGGAAACCCCAAGACUGAUGAGCUGAAGUCCCGACGUGUGGACUUUGAGACCUUCUUGCCUAUGCUACAGGCAGUGGCCAAGAACAGGGACCAAGGCACUUAUGAAGACUACCUAGAGGGCCUUCGUGUGUUUGACAAAGAGGGCAAUGGCAAAGUCAUGGGGGCAGAGCUCAGACAUGUUCUUACCACUCUCGGAGAGAAGAUGACUGAGGAAGAGGUAGACACUGUUCUGGCAGGCCACGAGGACAGCAAUGGCUGCAUCAACUAUGAGGCCUUCCUCAAGCACAUCCUAAGCCUCUAAGCGCCACAGGUGUCGUCCAGAGAGGCGAGGCUCCUUGAUCAACCAGGGAGAAGCAAGCGCAGGCAGUCCGUCCGCCCGCGAGGCGCCAGGGCUGGACGGCUUUCCUUUCCGCACACUGACCACGCGGGCUUGGAAACCUAAGUGGCCCCACCUCCCGCGGGGAUAGGAGCGCGUUCCUGCCACCAGGCGGCACUUAAGGUUUUGAAAUAAAAAUAUGGUUCCUGG
Molecule: messenger RNA, 1204 nt
Organism: Psammomys obesus (fat sand rat)
Lineage: Eukaryota; Metazoa; Chordata; Mammalia; Rodentia; Muridae
Gene: Myl6b
Product: myosin light chain 6B
Exons: 8
Coding region: 257-979 (240 amino acids)
Cellular component (GO): myosin II complex
Molecular function (GO): calcium ion binding; structural constituent of muscle
Source: RefSeq, a predicted model, not a curated record